Molecule: messenger RNA, 618 nt
Organism: Hibiscus syriacus
Lineage: Eukaryota; Viridiplantae; Streptophyta; Magnoliopsida; Malvales; Malvaceae
Product: early light-induced protein 1, chloroplastic-like
Exons: 2
Coding region: 1-585 (194 amino acids)
Source: RefSeq, a predicted model, not a curated record
AUGGCGGCUACAAAUGCAAUGCAAAUGCAAUCCCUCCUUCUAGCAAGCCCCGUGACUGGCCUUGCUAAAAGGAGACGGAUGGUCCCAUUGUAUAACGUAAAACCCAUGGCCUGUUUUCAUAGGAAUGUCAAUCUUCAGGUCCGCUGCUUGGCAGAGGAAGAUGAUGUAAAGGAGAAAAUACCGACAGCAACGGCGUCAGAGCUAAAGCCGAACCCAAGCCCUGCUCUAGCAGAAUCAAAAGCAAGCACCAAAUUCUCCAAUGUGUUCGCUUUCAGUGGGACUGCACCGGAGAGGAUCAACGGUAGGCUGGCGAUGGUUGGGUUUGUGGCGGCGUUGCCGGUGGAGUUAACGAAGGGUCAAGAUGUGUUUACCCAAUUAUCGGACGGUGGGAUCCCGUUGUUCGUUGGGACGAGCAUCCUGCUUACGCUGGCAUCUUUGAUUCCAUUGUUUCAAGGGGUGACGGUGGAGUCAAAAUCGGGUGAUUUGAUGAGUUCGGAUGCUGAGUUGUGGAACGGAAGAUUAGCAAUGUUGGGACUCGUUGCCUUGGCUUUCACUGAAUAUGUCAAGGGUGGAACCCUUGUGUAAUAUACUGUUUCUCGCUCUUUGUUCUCACGUGGA